AUGGUCAAAUGUCUGCUUCUAUCUAUCUAUCUAUCUGUUCAUUAUCAAUUACUCUCACUCUCUAUCAAUGUAUCUAUCUACGUAUCUAUCUAUAUCAGGUCUCUCUCUCAUUAUCUAUCUAUCGAUCUAUUAAUUUUCUGUCAUUGUCUUUUCUAUCUAUCCUCAUCUGCUCAUAUCUAUCUAUAUAUCUAUCUUAAUCUGUUCAUAUCUAAAUGUCCUAAUCUGUUUACAUCUAUCUAUCUAUCUAUCUUAAUCUUCCUUUCAAGGUUCAAAAGUUUUUUAUCUAUUUUCUUUUCUCUCUUGUGUAGACAAGGUUCUCUUCUUGGUGACCAAACUCCCUUCUUUCUUCACUUAUUUUCCUCCUGUCCACCGGGAAAUUACGUCUUUCUUUUACGGCCGCUAGAAGGUGAAAAUUUACUUAAACAAGUGCUCCAAAUUCCACUUAUGAACUUCUUUUCAAUUUUCUUUUCUGGGGCUUCUUCGAGAGGACUUCUCAAAACUUUCUCUGAAGGGGAAACUUGCCCGCAACAAAUUUAUUAUCCAUGCAUCCUUCACUUAUGGGCGAACGCUGCCUGUCUUUUCAGCAGGGAGAGUGAAAAUGAACCUCUUCUCUCAGCGGUCUCUUUUCCAACUGCUGCUAAGGUCCAGUCCCAGUUCUCCCCUCCCCCUCAAAAGGGGGCGCAACCCAUUUGUUUGUUUUUCCUCCCUCCCUCCCUUUCUUUCUUUCUUUCUUUUAUUCUUUCUUUCAUUCUUUCUGUCUUAUUAGUAGCUUCUCCUUUAUUCUUUCUUUCUUUCUUUCUUUCUUUCUUUCCUUUUAUUACUAAUAGCAACCCAUUUGUUUGUUUUUCCUCCCUCCCUUUCUUUCUUUCUUUCUUUCUUUCUUUUCUUUCUUUCUUUCUUUCUUUCUUUCUUAUUUCGUAA
Messenger RNA from Acanthosepion pharaonis, 921 nucleotides. The record is from the annotation of a GenBank genome assembly. Lineage: Eukaryota; Metazoa; Mollusca; Cephalopoda; Sepiida; Sepiidae.